Rhizoctonia solani is the source of this 1350-nucleotide messenger RNA. Its product is annotated as Transposon Tf2-1 polyprotein. The transcript is spliced from 2 exons. Bases 1 to 1350 code for a protein of 449 amino acids. Gene Ontology annotation, molecular function: zinc ion binding; nucleic acid binding. NCBI's taxonomy places the organism in Eukaryota, Fungi, Basidiomycota, Agaricomycetes, Cantharellales, Ceratobasidiaceae. The record is from RefSeq and is a predicted model, not a curated record.
AUGUUGACCCAACCUUCCACCUAUGUGCAUGCUGAUCCCAAUGCGCUGUCUGUCCCCACCAAUAUCCAGGAGAUACCUGCGUGGGCCCAGGAGAUCAAAAACCUCCUCCUGGCUAUGAAUCAGAACCUAUCUCUGGUCAUAGGACAAGCAGCUGCCCAUCAUACAGAUAUUGGCACCACACAGGCCACCCUCAACAACCACAACAGCAGCAUCACCAAUCUUGAUGCCCUCAUUGUUAAACUUGGGGCUUGUCAGAGCCAACAACUACCAAGAGGCACUGCAGCUGCGUCUGGUUCCUCUCUUGCCUUGGCUACCAAGGCUCCCAAACUUGCAACGCCAGACAAAUUUGAUGGGUCUGACAAAAACAAGGCAAUCUCUUUUAGGGUUGCUGUUUCUCAUUAUCUCAGGAUCUCAUAUCCUGGCUCAACAGUGGAUGAGCAAAUUGCAUUUAUCAUUUCCUGCCUGGAUGGCAAGGCCCAUGAGUGGCUUGAGCCCUAUCUAGAAGAGGACGUUGUGAAAGGGAACCCAGUUUCUUGGCUCCACAAUCUGGAUGCCUUCUGGCUGCAAUUCAAUGCACGCUGGAAUGUCCAAAAUAGGACAGAGAACUUCCGCGCCAAGCUGCGCACCCUCAAACAAACCAAGGGAGUCCAAGAUUAUUACAAGGACUUCCAGACCUACUCUCAAGGUCUUGGUUACAAUGACCCCUCUCUUAGGGACAUGUUCUAUGAUGGCCUAUCCCACAAGAUUAAGGAAACUCUCAUGGUUCAAGACUAUGACCAUGCAGAUGCCUCUGUCACUCUUGCAACUCUUGCAGAGAAGGCCCUUAAGGUGGAUCAGCGCCUAGAGCAAUUUGCAGCCCAGCACAAGGGUUCUUCCUCCUCCUCCUCUUCAAACCAAUCUGGAAGCAAAUCCAGCACCUCUACGUCAGCAGCAGCCCAGGGAGCGCCCAGGGAUAAACUGUCUGUUGGGGAACAGGUGUAUGCAAUUGUGGAUGGAAAGGCUAAGAAGGGGGUUCUUCAAAAAAUUGGCCAAAAUGCCAAAGGGAUAGCAGUUCCAAUUGUUAAGUGGAAUGAUGGCACCACCAUGGAUGUUACCUUUAAAUCUCUUAAAAAGGAUAACCACCCUGCCACUGCCACCUCUUCCACUGCUCCCAAGGCUUCCUCCUCCUCCUUGCGCAACUCUGGUCCUUCACCAAUGGACUUAGACUCUGCCUUAUCUAAAGGCAAAAAACCAAUUAUAUGCGCAACAUGUGGAGGUAGGGGACACUAUGCCAACCAAUGCCCCUCCAAAUCCUAUUCUGGCCAUGAGGCUCAUAUCUCUGAGGAUGAGUCAGAAAAUGGGGACCUCUGA